Chelonoidis abingdonii (Abingdon island giant tortoise) is the source of this 2097-nucleotide messenger RNA. RefSeq names its product myosin heavy chain, skeletal muscle. Gene Ontology annotation, cellular component: myosin filament; myosin II complex; cytoplasm. Gene Ontology annotation, molecular function: microfilament motor activity; actin filament binding. NCBI's taxonomy places the organism in Eukaryota, Metazoa, Chordata, Testudines, Testudinidae. Gene Ontology annotation, biological process: muscle contraction. The record is from RefSeq and is a predicted model, not a curated record.
UCAAAUCUUGAGAAGAUGUGCCGCACCCUGGAAGAUCAGCUCAGUGAGAUUAAGACAAAGGAAGAAGAGCAUCAGCGUACAAUCAAUGACCUCAAUGCUCAAAGAGCUCGUCUACAAACAGAAUCAGGUGAAUUUGCACGCCAGGUAGAGGAAAAAGAUACUUUGAUUUCUCAGCUCUCAAGAGGUAAACAGGCAUUUACCCAACAGACUGAGGAAUUGAAUAGGUAUUUAGAGGAGGAGAUAAAGGCUAAGAAUGCAUUAGCCCACGCCUUGCAGUCUGCUCGCCAUGACUGCGACCUGCUCCGGGAGCAAUAUGAGGAGGAGCAGGAAGCCAAGGGUGAGCUGCAACGUGCCCUGUCCAAGGCCAACAGUGAAGUAGCCCAGUGGAGAACCAAAUAUGAGACGGACGCCAUUCAGCGCACAGAAGAACUGGAAGAGGCCAAGAAGAAGCUUGCCCAGCGUCUGCAGGAUGCUGAAGAACAUGUCGAAGCUGUGAAUUCCAAAUGUGCUUCUCUUGAAAAGACGAAGCAGAGGCUGCAGAAUGAAGUGGAGGACCUGAUGAUUGAUGUGGAAAGAUCUAAUGCUGCCUGCGCAGCUCUGGAUAAGAAGCAGAAGAAUUUCGAUAAGGUUCUGGCAGAAUGGAAGCAGAAAUACGAGGAAACGCAGGCUGAACUGGAAGCUUCCCAGAAAGAGUCUCGCUCUCUCAGCACAGAGCUGUUUAAGAUGAAGAAUUCUUAUGAGGAAACCUUGGAUCAGCUUGAAACUCUGAAGCGCGAGAACAAAAACUUGCAGCAGGAGAUUUCUGACCUCACGGAGCAGAUUGCAGAGGGGGGAAAGACCAUCCAUGAGCUGGAGAAAGUGAAGAAGCAGAUUGAGCAAGAGAAAUCAGAAAUCCAGUCUGCUCUGGAGGAAGCUGAGGCUUCACUGGAACAUGAAGAGGGCAAAAUCCUCCGCAUCCAACUUGAGCUGAACCAGGUAAAGUCUGAAAUUGACAGAAAAAUUGCUGAGAAAGAUGAAGAAAUUGAUCAGCUGAAGAGAAACCAUAUCAGAGUUGUGGAGUCCAUGCAGAGCACCCUGGAUGCUGAGAUCAGGAGCAGAAACGAAGCCAUUAGGCUAAAGAAGAAGAUGGAAGGAGAUCUGAAUGAAAUGGAGAUCCAGCUGAGCCAUGCCAACCGUCUGGCUGCAGAGGCACAGAAGAACCUGAGAAACACACAAGGAGUACUCAAGGAUACCCAGAUACACUUGGAUGAUGCUCUCCGAAGCCAGGAAGACCUGAAGGAGCAGGUGGCCAUGGCUGAGCGCAGAGCUAACCUGAUGCAGGCCGAAAUUGAGGAGCUGAGGUCAGCUCUAGAACAGACAGAGAGGGCGAGGAAAGUGGCUGAACAGGAGCUUCUGGAUGCAAGUGAACGAGUGCAGCUCCUGCACACCCAGAACACCAGCCUGAUAAAUACGAAGAAGAAGCUGGAAACAGACAUUUCCCAAAUCCAGAGUGAAAUGGAGGAGACAAUUCAGGAAGCACGUAAUGCAGAAGAGAAGGCCAAGAAGGCAAUCACUGAUGCAGCCAUGAUGGCGGAGGAGCUGAAGAAGGAGCAGGACACUAGCGCCCACCUGGAGAGGAUGAAGAAGAACCUGGACCAGAUGGUGAAGGACCUGCAGCUCCGUCUGGAUGAGGCAGAGCAGCUGGCACUGAAGGGUGGCAAGAAGCAAAUCCAGAAACUCGAGGCCAGAGUGCGUGAGUUGGAAGGGGAGGUUGACAAUGAGCAGAAACGCAGUGCUGAUGCUAUCAAGGGUAUGCGCAAGUAUGAGAGAAGAGUAAAGGAACUGACCUAUCAGACUGAGGAAGACCGCAAGAAUGUUUUCAGGCUCCAGGAUCUGGUAGACAAACUACAACUGAAAGUGAAAGCUUAUAAGAGACAAGCUGAGGAAUCUGAGGAAUUAUCCAAUGUCAACCUCACCAAGUUCCGCAAGAUCCAGCAUGAGCUGGAAGAGGCUGAGGAGCGGGCUGACAUUGCGGAAUCCCAGGUCAAUAAGCUCCGGAUGAAGAGCCGCGAGGUUCACAAGAAGAUUGAAGGAGAAGAGUGAAGAUGUCUCCAUGCU